UAAUAAUUCUGAGUUAUUUUUAAGUAAAUUGAUACAAGAAUUUAACUUAGAUUCAAUUAACAUUUUACAUAUAUUACAUCAAGCAGAAAAAUUAUUUUUAAAAGUAUUGGAUGUAGAAGAUAGUAUAGAUAUUCUUAUUGAUAAAUUAAUUGUACUUUUAAUCAAAACACAUGAUGAGGGAAAUGAUUUUAAUGAAACAAAACAUUUCAUCAAUCAAUGUAUAUUUCAUUCAAACAAAAAUUCAAAUGAUAUUUUUGAAUGGCUUAAAGAAAAUCAAGUAGAACCAAAACAUGUCUUUCUCUUGGGAUUUUUCUAUUUUAAUAAUAUCAAUUUUGAAAAAAAUGAAUAUGAAGCAUUUCAACUGUUUUUAUAUGCAUCAACAAAUGAUUAUAGUAUUGCACAAGUUUAUCUUGCAAAAUGUUAUGAGAAUGGAUGUGGAAUUGAAAUAAAUUAUGAUUUAGCAUUUCAUUGGAUACAAAAAGCUGUAAGAAAUAAAAAUAUCUUUGGAAAACUUAAUCUUGGUAUUUAUUAUGAAAAAAGUAUAGGAACUGAAAAAGAUUUGAAUAUAGCUUUUUAUUUAUAUCAAGAAGUUGCAAAUAAUAAAAAUUUAAGUGGAUUAUUUAAUCUGGGUAGAUGUUAUGAAUUGGAAUCAAAAAAAUAUUUAGAAAUAACUUUUCAUUGGUAUCAAAAAGCAGCAGAGAAUGGAUAUAUUAAAGCACAAAACAACUUGGCAGCAUUAUUUGAAAAAGCAUCUGGGAAAAAUGAUAUUGAUAUACAAAGUAUUUUCAAAUCAUAUGAAAAUGGUCAAUUAAUAAAUGAUAUAGAUAAGGUUAAUUACUGGUAUCAUAAGAUUGCCAAUAAUAGCAAUAAAGAAGCAUUAUAUAAUUUGGGAAAUAAUCAUACAAAAAUAUAUCGAUUAGUACAUUUUGUUUUUCCUAAUUCAGAUGUUGAAGAAAAAUUUGAUAAAAAUUUGACCGUACAGGGCAUGAAGAGGUUUUUACGCAUGCCAAAUUUUCUGUGUUUUUCAUUCAGAAAGAGAACUAAAAGUCAACCUAAUUAG
This is a messenger RNA of Funneliformis geosporum, 1060 nucleotides long. The record is from the annotation of a GenBank genome assembly. NCBI's taxonomy places the organism in Eukaryota, Fungi, Glomeromycota, Glomeromycetes, Glomerales, Glomeraceae.